UAGCCAGCAUGUCAGCGCAGUGAACUUGCAGCGGGCUGCGAGGAACGCCAGCGGGGCUUUGUCCUAGGAAAUGUGCUUCGAGCUUUUCUUUCUCACUCCUUCUUUAUUUCGAAGAAAGACUUGUAAAGACUUCUGAAACGAUUUCUAAAUGCUCCAUUGAGGAUACAAAACGUAUACCGUCUACAACUAAACCCUUGAAGGGUUUUGUGUGAGUUCAAUUUUUGCCUCUGUGUGUGUGUGUGUUUUUUUUUUAAACUUUUACAUACUUUGUUUUGCUCUUUGGAGGCCGGGCCUCCGUCUUGGUGAAGUUUAAGAGAAGAGCCUGGAGCUACUAAGCAAUAACUGAUUUUUGAAACGUACUCUUUUUGGGGCGAAAGCGAAGAGCUGGUUUUCUGUGCUAGCCCAAUAAAUGCUAUUUAUGAAGAUGGACCUGUUGAACUACCAGUACUUGGACAAGAUGAACAACAAUAUCGGCAUUCUGUGCUAUGAAGGUGAAGCUGCUCUCAGGGGAGAACCCAGGAUGCAGACCAUCCCGGUCGUGUCUGCCCUCACCAGUCACCGCACGGGCCCCCCACCCAUCAGCCCCAGCAAGAGGAAGUUCGGCAUGGAGCAAGGGGACGAUGACCUGGACUGUGAAAAUGACCAUGCUUCCAAGAUAAGUCGCAUCUUCAACCCCCAUCUGAACAAGACUGCCAAUGGAGACUGCCGGAAGGACCCCCGGGAACGGAGCCGCAGCCCCAUCGAGCGGGCUGUGGCCCCCACCAUGAGCCUGCACGGGAACCACCUGUACACGUCCCUCCCCAGCCUCAGCAUGGAGCAGCCCCUUGCACUGACCAAGAAUAGCAUGGACGCCAGCAGGCCGACGGGCAUCUCGCCCACACUGACCCCGGUGGAGCGGCAGCAGAACCGGCCUUCGGUGAUCACCUGCGCCUCUGCCAGCGCCCGCAACUGCAACCUCUCGCAUUGCCCCAUCGCACACAGCGGCUGCAUGGCCGGGCCGGCCAGCUACCGGAGGGCCCCAAGCUCCACCACCACCUGUGACCCCGUGGUGGAGGAGCAUUUCCGCAGGAGCUUGGGCAAGAACUACAAGGAGCCUGAGCCGGCGCCCAACUCGGUGUCCAUCACGGGCUCCGUGGACGACCACUUUGCCAAAGCCCUGGGAGACACGUGGCUUCAGCUCAAGGCAGCCAAGGACGGCGCGGCCAGCAGCCCUGAGUCAGCCUCACGCAGGGGCCAGCCCGCCAGCCCCUCUGCCCACAUGGUCAGCCACAGCCACUCCCCGUCCGUGGUCUCCUGAAGGGAGUACCACCCUCGAUCAAGACGUCAAUCUGCAUGGUUUGCCUGAGCUUUGAACAGUCAGUCCUUAAAAAAAAAAAACAAAAAAACAAACAAAAAAAAAUUUCAUGGGAGUGGGGUGGGGGGAAGGGAAGGGACAGUUUAUUCGCAAAAACCAUGUCAGUGGGAUUUUUGUUCUGUUUUUGUGCUUGCUUGGUAUUUGUACGCCAGGGCCCUCAAACACGAUAGCAGGAACAACAUGUGGAACAUCUGUCUCAUGUAGCAUCCUAACUUCCUGCCUCAGUUACCAAAGAAACCUCUGAUGCAGGUCUGCUGCCCCAACUGGGCCGGGACUCCAUGGCGCGCACUUUCUCAGUCACAAGCCAUGACAUUGGUGACCCAAAUGCUUUGUGCUUUUCCAUUUGCUUCUUGAGACCGGGGUGUGUGCGGCUUAGCUUCCGUGGCUUGUUAGGUCCAGCCCACAUGUGUGUGCUUGUGUGUGCGUCUACUUGAAGAGAACAGAGGACUGUUGUGUCUGAUUUGCACUAUUGGAGGAGGACUAGAGUUGCCUGCUUGACAACUUUAUGUGAGAUGCUAGUACUGAGGGCAAACUGCUGAAAAACAAAGGGUUUAAGGAUGACAUUUCUGACCAUUUGUGUGUUUUUGUUGUUGUUUUUUAAAUUUAGACAAAACAGCUUUGGAAGGGGAAGUCUCAUACCGGUUAUAGGUCUUUCUCUCUCUAGAUUUCAGGUGCUUGCAACUGGACUGCAGAUUCCACCAAUCACGGGCAUUUUACUUUCUCUAAACACUGCAGUUUGUUAGACUAGAGCUGAGGUUGAAGAUUCCGUAGUGCUUUAAACGUGAUGCAUGUUUUAAGGGAGAAAAAUAGCUGGUUUCUAUUAAUUGUAUAGACAGUAAACACAAACCUUAAUACUUACUAGCUUCUGUUCAGAAUUAGUUUAUUUUUGUCAGUUACAGUCCUAGAUAUACUUACUGCUGGUACAGUUGUACUCUAAGAUUUGUAUUUGAUGUUCAUGUUACUCCCAAGUAGUAAGGGGCCAGGCGGCCCCUGGCAGGCCCUGGUGACGGGCAGUCGAGUUGUUCGUUGGUCAGCCGUGGUGUAGGAUGCUGGAAUUUUUGCUGCGGGCUGACAGCAUCAUUUAAUUUUUUGCAUCCCUGUCUGCUUAUUACUAGUUCCCAGGGGAGUUGGGAUUUGUGUUUUCCAACUGCCUUCCGUGCAGAAACUGCUCCCUUUAACUCUCUUGGCUAAACAGCAGAUUACUGACAAUCUGUGAUGUGCUAUUUUGUGUGCUUCCUCGUACGCUGGGGCCAAGGCAGUAUACAUUCCUCUGACUUUAUACAGUUAUUACUGCAUUUAUUAUCGUUUGCUAUAGUAAUAGCUACUAACUAGAAAUUAGGUGAAGAAGAAAGCAUGACAGACACAGCUGUGGAUGUUCAACAGCUGCUCCUCUUUUUGGUAAACGCACAUGUCUACCCUUUGCCCCUCCACCGGGCUACACUCCAGCCUCACUCACCAAAGGGCUUAAGAAGUCACCGGGCCAGGUGAUGCUGGCGUGGCCACCUCACCUGUGAGGCAUUGUGGACUCACGGGAGCCCUUGAGGCUGGUUCUCCAUAUGAGAAAAAUACAGGUUAGUUGGUUCAUUUUGAAAAUUGGCGCCAGGUCAAAAGGUCGGAGGAUUGGCUCUUGCUGUGGUCACAGGGUGGCUGCAGGUCUUGGAAAACGUGAAAGAAAAGCCCUCUCCUCUCGCCCCUGCACACAUUUCACUCCCACUUAACUGGGCUUCCAGGCUUUCGCAUUCAGGCCCCUGUAUCUUCUGUAGGAAAAAUCGUUGAGAACACUUUUUUUAUAUAGGUAACUUUAAGACCAUCAUUACGCUGUGCGUAAAGAAUGUACAGAGAAAUUUGUAGGUAUUUUUUGAAGAACAAUUAAUUUGUUAAUGAUAUGUAGCUAUUUAAUUUUUCCCGUUCCUAUUGUAAUCAUUCAUAUUUUUUUGUUUGGAAAAAAAAGUUGAUCUUUUUUUUGUCGUAGAUUUGUCUGUAAAAGUGCAGGAACACAGUUAUUCUAUGAGAACACUGCAUCUGCCUUAAUAGCCACUAGUUUGUUAUUGCUACAGGCUACUGAGCGUCGCCACAGGAAAACAACCCCACUGCAGGCGGGCUCUGUGAAGAACGGCUCCUCAGACAGCUCUGUCAGUAACGAGGGUGCGACUCUGGGAGGGAACAGUGGUGCUGACGCCCAGGCCCCUGGUGCACUGACCUAUCUGGGAUAGGCAGUACCCUGGGGGGGCCUCGGGCAGACGGAAGCAGGAACCAAACAUUUCACUGGGUAAGGACACACUCCCUGGCCUCAGGAGGAGCACAGUGAGGUUCUUCACAGAGCCACGCCAUCUGCAGUGUGUCCUGACAGUUCUCUCCAUGUUUGUAAAUCUGUAAUAUACCAUUCUCUGUGGCCUGUUUUUCCUGGAAAAAGAAGAAAAAAAAAAGGUUUGGCAGGCCAUCUUUUUUUUGUACUUAAAAGUAGCCUUAAGAACAAUAAUAAAGUGCUCUUAAACCACCGACUGUAUGUGUGACCCUUGGGUCCUGGAGUGACAGCAU
Messenger RNA from Pteronotus mesoamericanus, 3892 nucleotides. It is a transcript of the gene VGLL4, whose product is annotated as vestigial like family member 4. Lineage: Eukaryota; Metazoa; Chordata; Mammalia; Chiroptera; Mormoopidae. Gene Ontology annotation, molecular function: transcription coactivator binding. Gene Ontology annotation, biological process: negative regulation of DNA-templated transcription. The coding region runs from base 410 to 1297 and encodes 295 amino acids. The transcript is spliced from 5 exons. The record is from RefSeq and is a predicted model, not a curated record.